UCUUACGAUCUCUUUCCUCUCUACCUCGGACACCGACAGCUGGUUCGGGAGUUGGCUGCGAUGGUGCCCCACGUCCCUCAGUCUGCUACGAGAAGCAGAGAAUGAUGUUGCUGUCAAACCUAAAGAGCUUGUACAGAGGGCGUUACGUGAACGUGGGCUGCACGGUAGGCACAGAGGACUCGCACAUCUGGACUCUGAGCUUUAACGAAGAGUCACCCAAAAUCCCCCUGGUGCUUCUGCAUGGUUUUGGGUCCGGGGUGGGCUUGUGGUGCCUCAACUACGAUGCGCUGGCUGCCAAGAGACCCAUCUAUGCCAUAGAUAUUGUUGGUUUUGGUCGCAGUUCCCGACCACAGUUUACGCGAGACCCCUUGGAAGCUGAGAGGGAGUUCAUCACGACCAUCGAAGCGUGGAGGGAGAAGAUGAACCUGGAAAAGUUCAUUCUGUUGGGUCAUUCCUUUGGUGGGUUCCUGGCCGCCUCUUACGCCAUCAAGCACCCUGAGAGGGUGGCGCACCUCAUCCUGGCCGACCCCUGGGGUCUCCCCGAGCGGCCGCUGUGGGUGCGGGCCCUAGGGGUCCUCCGGCAGCCCUUCAACCCGCUCGCCAUCGUCAGAACAGCCGGCCCCUGGGGUCCAAAGUUAGUCCAGAAAGCCCGGCCAGAUCUUAUUCGCAAGUUUUCGGGCGUGGUGAGGGAUUCGGAGGAAGCGAUUCCGAACUACCUGUACCACUGCAACGCGCAGACUCCGAGCGGUGAGUCGGCUUUCCACGCCCUCAUGGCCGGCUUUGGCUGGGCGAAGCAUCCGAUGAUCCACCGAAUGGACUCGCUGAGGAAGGAAGUCCCGAUCAGCCUGCUCUACGGCUCGAGGUCCUGGGUGGACCGGGAUCCCGGUUUCCAGAUCAAGUGCACGAGGCAGGACUCGUAUGUCGACGUAGUGGUCAUCAAAGGCGCAGGUCACCAUGUGUACGCAGACAGAGCAGAGGUGUUUAACGAGCUUGUGAAUUACAUUGGAGACAAUGUAGACAACGGCACACUGCCCAAGAAAAUGAGCAUGAACCCAGAUUUAGUGGAAGGGGAGGAGGCCAGAAAUGCUGGCGUCACCUUGACCAAUAUGCUGAAUGUUCGCAAUGAUAACAUGCAAGACGUGACACAAGCGACGGUGGAGGACACUGAUUAUCCAGAGGGAAGUGAGAAGGAUGUCACGUGAGGAAAGGCGGAGGGUUCUUGUGGGAGGAGGAUUCCGAUGACUUUGCGCUGACCCCAGAAAGGAGUUCCUGAAGCUUCCAUUGCGUAAAAUGCUCGCAGAAUUCUGGUGAAUUUUGGAUUGAUGCUGGCAACUGAUCUUAAGAUGUUGCCAU
Penaeus vannamei (Pacific white shrimp) is the source of this 1353-nucleotide messenger RNA. NCBI's taxonomy places the organism in Eukaryota, Metazoa, Arthropoda, Malacostraca, Decapoda, Penaeidae. The record is from RefSeq and is a predicted model, not a curated record.